GGCCCCACAUGGGAUAGUUCUAGUAGAUAUACCUACUCAUAAAUAUAAUUAUUUUUUGACUGUCGGACUGACUCAUGGAAUGUUUCAUUUCUUGAGGGGAGGCAAUCCCAGGCCAAGUCUGACCCUUCGGAAUUUCCAGUGCAGUCAUAAACCCACCUUAUUUGUUAGUGACAAUAACCAUGCCUGGAAAAGCUAGCGAAAAACCCAAGGCUAGGAUGUGUUCUGCGUCACUUGAUUGUUUACACAUUUGGGACUUUCCAACGUCCCAAUGUUAAGAACUUCACGUGGUGGCCAGACGCAUCGGUCCCUUGGCUGAUCGCUAAGGGUCCCACACGUGUGCCGCGCGAGGGCGGGUCUUCUACCCCUCAAAAAACCUACGCAUGGAGGUAUCUGGCAUUGCCUCCCACCCCCUGGGUUCAGUCCAAGACAUAGCCUUAAUAUAAGUCAAUGUAAAGACACUUUUUAACCAGUCGUGGUCAUACAGUCGUCGUCGUCGUACCUUCUUCGUCGAAUACUCGCUGAGGUGAACGUACACCCCGGUGCUGACGCGAUUCACUAGGUACACUUAUACCUUUUUAUCCUGUAAUAUUUGACUGAGUUACCUUGCUUGGUUUAAGUAAUUCAAUUCGUAUACCAUUCGGUUAAUAGGUCUACUUGUACCUAUUAAUCAAUACAGACGAUCCACUUGUAUCGUAGUAUACUCACAUUAUUCGUACCCUUGUAAGCAUAUGCGAUCAGAUUUGAAUAAAUUACUUUGUUUAUUAAAGUUGUGAUUGCAUCCACACACUGAGAAAAUACAAGCGAUUCAGGAGAACCUACUCGUGCUAACACAUACAAACAUUUUUUGGUCCUUCGAGCCGGAUUCACAACGUAGUGAUCCAGUAAUAUUAGUGGUGAAUAGUUCGCGUACGUGCAGUGAUCUAAACCGCGUUUACAAAACAAUUAUCACCAACGAACAUUUAUCAGUGUGGAAAAUUAUUCCACCACUCACGUGAAGACAAUAGUCUCCAACACAUUCGGGCUACAAGAACCGACAUACGAUGCCAUCUACGAUGGCCAAUUUAAUCGCGUUGAGGCACGCACGAGGACAAAUCAAGGGCAGGAUAACUCGAUUCGCAACAUGGCUCAACUCCUUCGAUCCACUCACAGGCGACUUCGGAAGCUUGCUAUCACGGCUUGACGAAGCAACUAAUAUCAUAGCAGAGUUCAACGAAAUGCAGAAUAAGAUCGAGGCAAUUGACCAAGAAUCGAAUCACGAUGAAGAACGCCUUAUCUUCGAAGAUUCCUACCACACCACAAUAGGUAGGGCAAAAACGCUCUUGCAACGUUACACCAGUGCUACGCCCAACUCGGUAAUCACAAAUCAAACCGGAAAUAUAGAUAGUCAAAUGAUCAGUUCUGGCAUAAAAUUACCAACGAUGAGCUUACCUACGUUCAACGGUAAUUAUGACCAAUGGCUAAAUUUCCGCGAUACGUUCAAGGCUUUGAUCCAUGACAACCCAGCGAUAGCCGAUAUCCAAAAAUUCCACUACCUGCGGUCUUCACUUAAAGACACCGCAGCAGACGUGAUCGGUUCGUUAACAGCAUCCGCGGACAACUACAAAACUGCAUGGGAAAUGCUGACGAAACGAUUCAACAACACGAAGCUCAUGAUAAGUCGGAAUCUUCAAUCGUUAGCCGAAACUCCUUCGAUACCGAAAGAAUCGGGUCCAGCGUUACGACAAAUGCUUGAUCACGCUCAGAAGCUCUCGCGGUCCUUGAAGAUUCUGAAGGCAAAUACGUGGGACGCAGUAUUCACGUAUCAUAUUGUCAGCAAGAUGGACAACACGACGAAACGCGAGUGGAAAUGCUUCACGAAGGAUAUCGACAUGCCGACAGAAGCUCAAUUAAUCGAAUUUUUGGAAGAACGGUGCGCAAUAGUGGACACGGACGUGGCUGCAAAGACAGCAAUUAAAUUAAACUCCUCCGGUAAUGUGCGACAAUCGAACUCUAGACGGGACAAUACUAGUUUCACAGGCGUCUCAACAGACUCUUCAAAGUGUAAGGUCUGUGAAAACUCCCACGAAGUGUACAGGUGUCCAGUGUUUAGGAAUUUAUCGGUCGCGGCGCGGACAACUGAAGUCAAAAGGCAUAAACUUUGUAUGAACUGUUUGAGACUACAUAAUGGAAAGUGUACCUUCGGCCGAUGCCGAAAGUGUAACAGGUUCCAUAAUACGUUAUUACAUACGGAUUCUGAUCAGCACACAUUAAAUGCAAAGGAAUCCAGUGCACCUACACCAGAUCCAGAGCAUCCACGAUCUUCUGGCAACAAUGUUCAGAAGAUGCGACCGUCCGACGGAGCCAGUACCUCCCAAUCGACGGCCCCAUUCACAGGUGCGGUAGGCACCGCAAAAUCCCAAGUACUGCUGUCCACUGCCUUGAUUUUCGUGGAAGACAGUUACGGGAAAUUACACGAAUGUCGAGCACUUCUCGACUCAGGGUCCCAGUCAAACCUGAUGACUAGGGAACUCAGCGAUCGACUCUCCUUACCUAGGGAACGAUUCAACCUGCCAAUCGGUGGCAUCAACAAUACUUCUACGAAAGUACACGAACGAGUACAAUUAACGAUACGAUCACGACAGCACGCCUACAAGAGCACGCUGUCGGUCCUCGUCAUCGACGAGAUUGUCACGCAGCAUCCCGCCACGUGGAUCGACGCAAAACUAUUGCGUAUACCUGAGAAUCUGACCCUGGCCGACCCAACUUUCAAUCGUCCAGGCAGAAUUGACCUCCUCAUCGGUGCAUCAAUCUUCUGGGAACUGAUAUGUGCAGGUCAAAUAAAAUUGACCGACGGACAACCCAUGAUGCAGAAAACACAGCUUGGUUGGAUUAUCUCCGGAGAAGUUGCCGUCGCACAUCCCAAGAAGAAUCAGACUCACCAAUUUUGUGGAUUCGUUACCGACGAACAAAUCAGCGAUCAAUUGCACCGUUUCUGGAAAUUGGAGGAAUGCAACGGAAGAUCACAUUACACACGUGAAGAACGGGCCUGUGAGGAACAUUUCCAGCAGACACACUCCCGCAAAAACGAUGGAAGGUUCAUCGUCCAGUUACCAUUACGUAACGAUGUCUCUCAGUUAGGAGACUCAAAACAAACCGCGAUAAAACGCUUUCACGCAGUCGAACGCAAAUUAUCACGGCAGCCUCACCUGAAGGCUCAAUACAUUAAAUUCAUGGACGAAUAUGAAUCCUUGAACCACAUGACAGCAAUCAGCGAUAGUCUUCCUGGGGUACAACACGUGUAUUAUAUACCUCAUCACGCAGUUCUAAAGGAAGAUAGUUUAACAACCAAAUUAAGAGUGGUAUUUGACGGUUCGUGUAAAACUACGGCUGGUACAUCUCUCAACGAUAUAUUACUAGUCGGCCCAACAAUUCAGCAAGAUCUGUUUUCGAUCAUUUUACGGUUCCGACAACACAAGUAUGUCUUCACGGCAGACAUUGAGAAGAUGUACCGCCAAAUAAUCAUCCACAAGGAUCAACGGGAUCUCCAGCGCAUAGUCUGGAGACGCUCUCCGGAAGAACCCUUGCGAACCUUCCAAUUGAAUACGGUAACGUACGGUCUUGCAUCAUCACCUUUUCUGGCAAUCCGAUGCCUACAACAAUUGGCACUGGAAAAUCGCGACCGCUUCCCUGAUUCUACUCGGAUAAUCGAGGAAGAUUUCUACGUGGACGACUUGAUCACCGGCGCAGACACAUUGGAAGAAGCAAGCCGCAUUAAAGGUGAAGUCACAACAGUCCUCCAGCUUGCAAACUUCAAGCUAUACAAGUGGGCAGCGAACGACGAAACGUUACGUAAUAAUAUAAACAAUGAUGUUACUAUGGCGACUCGCAGUAUUGGAGACGACGUGAAAACAUUAGGUCUACGGUGGAAUCCCUUACGAGACGAGCUACAAUACCACGUGCAAGUCCCAGACGCUUCAAAAAGGGUUACCAAACGAACCAUACUAUCAACCAUAGCCCAGAUUUUCGACCCACUUGGACUAAUCGGGCCUACAACCAUUAGGGCAAAAAUCAUACUGCAACGCCUAUGGUUGUCAAAUAUAAGUUGGGAUGAAUCAGUCCCAUUAGACAUCCACACAAUGUGGACGCAAUAUGUCAGGCAGCUACAUAGACUGCAACACAUAAAAAUUCCACGGCUGGUGAAAACGCCCAGCCCGGACACGAUCGAACUGCACGGGUUCUGCGAUGCCUCUGAAGCCGCGUACGGAGCCUGCCUAUACAUUCGAUCGCACACACAAAAUGGCACCUGGACUUCAAGGUUGCUGUGCGCCAAAUCAAAGGUGGCACCAAUUAAAAACGUAAGCCUUCCACGGCUCGAGCUAUGCGGCGCACUUCUGCUGGCACAGCUGAGUCAUAAGGCCACACGAGCGCUCAGAAUGAAUAUUGACCGAUCAUAUUUCUGGAGCGACUCCACCAUUACUCUGGCUUGGAUCAAGGGCGAACCAUGUCAAUGGAAGACGUUCGUCGCUAACCGGGUAUCAGAAAUCCAAAACCUCACGGAUUCUCACGCCUGGAGACACGUUAAAUCUGAGGACAACCCCGCUGACGUCAUCUCACGGGGCAUCGACCCUCAACUACUGGAAGGGACUACAGCCUGGUGGCAGGGGCCUACCUGGCUCUCUGAAGGGCCUGAAGACUGGCCGCAACCCCAGAUGUCUCAACCGACGGACAUCCCCGAGACCAAACAGCAGAGUGUGGUACUUUUAAAUAUAGACAGAGACUUUGAAAUAUUUGAUAAGUUUUCGUCGUUAAGUAGAUUUAAGCGCGUAGUGGCUUAUUGUAUACGUUUCAAGCACAACACUUUGAAUCGGAAUAACCGAAGGUGCGGACCAUUAACGGUCAUUGAACUCAAUACAGCCCUCAGCUUAUUAAUUCGACUCAUGCAAAGGCAAGAAUUCCCUAACGAACGGAAAUCAUUGAAACUCAAUCAAGGUUUAAGUAAUAAUAGUAAAUUGUUGACACUACAUCCAUUUCUUGAUAAAGAUGGAAUUAUUCGAGUAGGAGGUCGGUUACGGAAUUCUCGCCUACCUGAGGGUCAGAGACAUCCUAUUAUACUGUCAGCAAAACACAAAUUAACCAAACUCAUCAUUCGAGAUGAGCAUUAUCGCCAUUUGCAUACCGGGGCACAAGCAUUACUAGCUUCUCUACGCACACGAUACUGGCCACUAGCAGGUAAAAACACGAUACGAAGCGUCCUGCGUCAUUGCAUAGUGUGCUUUAAAAACCGCCCUAACACUUUAAAUCAAAUAAUGGGCGAUCUACCUGACGCUAGAGUCAAUCCAGCGCGAGCAUUCUUAAAAUGCGGCGUAGAUUACGCGGGUCCGUUUUCCAUAAAAAUCUCACGUAAUAAAACCGGUAAGGCCUACUUAUGUCUUUUUGUCUGCCUUACAACCAAGGCUAUUCACUUAGAGGUAGCCGUCGACUUGUCAACCACGGGGUUUUUAAACGCUUUUAAACGGUUCAUAGCUCGUCGCGGUAGGCCGUCCGACAUGUACUCGGACAACGGCACAAACUUCGUAGGCGCGAAUAAUGAACUGAAGGAACUCCGUAGCCUCUUACAGGACGAACAAAGUCGCGCUACGAUCACAAAUUACUUCGCGCAAGAAUCCAUAAAUUGGCAUUUUAAUCCACCAAAUUCACCACACUUCGGGGGAUUAUGGGAAGCCGGGGUAAAAUCGGUAAAAACGCAUUUACGAAAAAUUAUCGGUAACGCGCUUCUCACCUUCGAAGAACUGUACACGACGUUCAGUUUGAUCGAAGCUUGUUUAAACUCGAGACCGUUAACACCUAUAUCGAACGAUCCUGACGACCUGAUACCUUUAACUCCGGGACACUUUUUAAUCGGGGAGCCUCUUACCUCGUUACCUCAACCGGACUUACUUGACGUACCCUUAAACCGCUUGACCAGGUAUCAACGCAUAACGCAGCUAAAGCAACAUUUCUGGUCACGAUGGAGUCUGGAGUAUCUGUCGAAUUUACAGCAGCGUUCAAAAUGGACGGAGAUACAAAAAACGACACUUCUACCGGGUGCGAUGGUAAUUUUGAAAGAUGACAACGUUCCACCUAUGCAAUGGCGUAUGGGCAGAAUUGUAGAAACCCAUCCAGGUAGAGAUGGACACACUAGGGUGGUCAGCGUUAAAACACGAAACGGCAUAAUAAAACGGGCCCUAGCAAAGGUCUGCAUACUUCCCUUAGAGGAGCACGAAUAGUCUUAAACACUUAUCUAUAAGACUGUACGUUAUUCUAUAUACUUAGUCAUAAUAAUUGAACUCUCAAGUGCGUUGAAAGUACGUUCUUUCAAGGCCGGCGGGAUGUUCGGCCCCACAUGGGAUAGUUCUAGUAGAUAUACCUACUCAUAAAUAUAAUUAUUUUUUGACUGUCGGACUGACUCAUGGAAUGUUUCAUUUCUUGAGGGGAGGCAAUCCCAGGCCAAGUCUGACCCUUCGGAAUUUCCAGUGCAGUCAUAAACCCACCUUAUUUGUUAGUGACAAUAACCAUGCCUGGAAAAGCUAGCGAAAAACCCAAGGCUAGGAUGUGUUCUGCGUCACUUGAUUGUUUACACAUUUGGGACUUUCCAACGUCCCAAUGUUAAGAACUUCACGUGGUGGCCAGACGCAUCGGUCCCUUGGCUGAUCGCUAAGGGUCCCACACGUGUGCCGCGCGAGGGCGGGUCUUCUACCCCUCAAAAAACCUACGCAUGGAGGUAUCUGGCAUUGCCUCCCACCCCCUGGGUUCAGUCCAAGACAUAGCCUUAAUAUAAGUCAAUGUAAAGACACUUUUUAACCAGUCGUGGUCAUACAGUCGUCGUCGUCGUACCUUCUUCGUCGAAUACUCGCUGAGGUGAACGUACACCCCGGUGCUGACGCGAUUCACUAGGUACACUUAUACCUUUUUAUCCUGUAAUAUUUGACUGAGUUACCUUGCUUGGUUUAAGUAAUUCAAUUCGUAUACCAUUCGGUUAAUAGGUCUACUUGUACCUAUUAAUCAAUACAGACGAUCCACUUGUAUCGUAGUAUACUCACAUUAUUCGUACCCUUGUAAGCAUAUGCGAUCAGAUUUGAAUAAAUUACUUUGUUUAUUAAAGUUGUGAUUGCAUCCACACACUGAGAAAAUACAAGCGAUUCAGGAGAACCUACUCGUGCUAACACAUAC
Messenger RNA from Athalia rosae (coleseed sawfly), 7188 nucleotides. RefSeq lists its product as uncharacterized. Bases 1041 to 6245 code for a protein of 1734 amino acids. The transcript has a single exon. NCBI's taxonomy places the organism in Eukaryota, Metazoa, Arthropoda, Insecta, Hymenoptera, Athaliidae. Gene Ontology annotation, molecular function: nucleic acid binding. Gene Ontology annotation, biological process: DNA integration. The record is from RefSeq and is a predicted model, not a curated record.